AUGUCUUGCCUAGUCGGUUUAUUUCGAUGGCUUCUCUACUGUUACAUUUAUCCGCAACCAUACCAUAAUCAGCAAAACGACAAGUUUGAGACCAUUCAAUCUCGUGCCCCGUUUCUGGCCUGUGCUCGGCCAGCUCCGAUAUUUGUACCCAACAGCCUUUACACGCGAUUUUGUGCUCACCCACCCUUUGCCGAAUUGGACGACAAGUCCCUCCAACAUAAAAGCGCCCACAUGAACACGUUAUUUUGUAGCAACCCGAUCUGA
This is a messenger RNA of Protopolystoma xenopodis, 264 nucleotides long. NCBI's taxonomy places the organism in Eukaryota, Metazoa, Platyhelminthes, Monogenea, Polystomatidea, Polystomatidae. The record is from the annotation of a GenBank genome assembly.